Ilex paraguariensis (yerba mate) is the source of this 498-nucleotide messenger RNA. NCBI's taxonomy places the organism in Eukaryota, Viridiplantae, Streptophyta, Magnoliopsida, Aquifoliales, Aquifoliaceae. The record is from the annotation of a GenBank genome assembly.
AUGAAUAUAGCUGCUCAACCUGAUCCGCUCUUGACUGACAUAAGAAGGAUGAUUUUUGUAUCUCGAGAUGGUGGAAAUAAAAGAUUCGCAUCAGUUUUAUCCCCGGGCCAACAUGAAGGAUUAGGGAAAUCUGGGGAUCAUGAUAUAUCAUCAUGGGGCUGGAACUUGAGUGGUCAGCAUUCCACGUAUCAUGCAUUGUUUCCAAGAGCAUGGACUAUAUAUGAUGGUGAACCAGACCCCGAGUUAAAAGUGUCUUGUCGGCAAAUAUCACCAUUCAUACCACAUAAUUAUCGAGAGAGCAGUCUUCCUACUGCUGUUUUUGUUUACACAUUGGUGAACACUGGGAAGGAAAGGGCAAAAGUUAGCCUUCUUUUUACCUGGGCGAACUCAAUUGGAGGAAUAUCACACCUUUCAGGAGAUCAUGUGAAUGAGCCAUUCAUAGGAGAAGAUGGAGUCUCUGGUGUACUUCUACAUCACAAGCAAGUCAUCAAACCUUAA